Messenger RNA from Fundulus heteroclitus (mummichog), 1713 nucleotides. Its product is annotated as endonuclease domain-containing 1 protein. The record is from RefSeq and is a predicted model, not a curated record. Lineage: Eukaryota; Metazoa; Chordata; Actinopteri; Cyprinodontiformes; Fundulidae. The transcript is spliced from 2 exons. The coding region runs from base 52 to 1044 and encodes 330 amino acids. Gene Ontology annotation, molecular function: metal ion binding; hydrolase activity; nucleic acid binding.
GACGGAGAGCAGCACCAAACGCAGGACAAGUCAUUAAAAUUAGCAUUUAUAAUGCUGGAAUAUCUUCCUGUCCAUGGGAGACAUUUCAAGCCCUGUUGCUCCAUUUUUUCUCUCUCCAUUUGUGUGAGGAUGCAUUUGUUUGGCGCCUACUUCCUGUCCUUCACUGCUGUGAUGGCGAGCGCCUCCGUUUCCAACAGCUUCAGGGACUGCAGCCAUUUUUUCUACAUGCAAACACCUCCAGCCGGGAUCAGAGGGACGAGCCUGAAGAGGAUCUGCCAGAAAUAUGCCGACAAACUGCGCUACGCCACUUUGUACGACGGCGGUCGCCGUCUCCCGCUGUAUUCAGCUUACAUUUUUAAGAAGUCUGACGGGAAGAGGAGGGCAGACACACCGUGGAUGUACGAGCCUCAGCUGGUGUCUGACGAUGAGAACGGUAACAUGAAGGUGCUUCCUAUGACUGAGGACAAACCUCCCCUCAUUGAGGACAGCCAGACUGUUUUGGAGGAUUACGUAGACGCCGUGGAAUACAGACGUGGCCCACUGAAUCCUGACCGGCACCAAGCAGAUCCGGACGACAAAUCCUCUACCUACACCCUCACCAACGUGGUUCCUAUGAUCACAGACUUCCUGGAGACCUCCUGGAACCCUUACUUAGACACCAUCCGCCGGCGCCUGAACAACUUCUGCCACGGUCAAUCUUACAUCGUGACCGGAGUAACUGUGUCAGGGGCCACGGUCAGGCGGGAGAACAGGGACCGUCUCUCCAUACCAAAACACGUGUGGAUGGGAUACUGCUGCCCCAGGUUUGACCGUAACUCACCCUAUGAGGUGAGGUUCAUGUUCCCCGGUUACGGAGGCUAUGCCCUGAAUGAACAGACUGACAACCGUGUGGUGGAGGUGCCAUUAAAGAAGCUGGAGACUUUCCUGAGGAGCCAAACAGAUGUUGACAGUGACGUGACUGUUUUCUACAAAGGCUGCGUGUCAGGAAACACCGUCGAUAAGAAGAGGAGAGACCUGCCCAGUGUUGACCUGCAACCUGUAUAAAUGAGACGGUUACUAAUUACCUUAAACCAUUACAGUGUUAAAGUAUAAGCUUCACGUGCUUUGAUUAAAAUAGUAUAUUUUUGUGGAAGGCUGAUCAAAAACUAAAUUGUCUCCCAAGUUCAGAUAGAUUGUGUCCAUAUAAAGUACUUUCUGCUGAAUGCUGAAUUGCUGGACAAAUUAAUGGCAUCUUGCAUUCACUGGAAACUCAUAUUUCCCAGUUCUGGGUUUGCAAAAGAAAGAAAGAAAGACAUGCAGGCAGGCACUCAGACUGACAGAAAAUGUUGCAGCAAGCUAGAUUUUUCUCUGUAUGUAAUGUCCCCUAAGAGAAAAAUACUAGUUGAUACAAUGAAAAAAAUAAACAGGAAAAAAAAAACAUUGUCAAAGGGAUGGUUUACUUCACUUUUGUUUGUCGCUCCUUGAAGUUUGACAAAAUCAAAUGUUGUCUUUCCACUUCCUACAUCGAGUUCGCCGGCGCCCAUGAUGUGAUUACAGGCUAAACCCAAAGUGCUUUUUGACGCAACAUUAGUAAGUUGCUUUUUGUAUAGUAGAAACGACAAGCAAAUAACAUUUAGACAGUUAUGUAAGUUAAAAUGUAAGAUUAUUUUUAUUAUUUUUUACUUCUUUUUGUGUAUGUGUGUUAUGGUGUGUUAUGUCAAUUAUACAUUUAUU